GUGUUUUUACAGUCAGAGUCACACUUCUUGUAGAAGCGCGUCAAUUUUUCUGAUUUUUACUUCGGAAACAUUUGAGUUUUUUGAUAAAUUGUUCGGCCAAUCACACUAACAAUGGAUCGCUGUCGAACGUGCAUGAAUGUACGUGGUAAUGAUGCAGUUGGUGACAAUUUCUAUUCUGUUUUCUCAAUAAUCGAUGACGAUGUUUACAUCGCCGAACGCUUGUCGCAAUGGAUCGGAUUUACGAUUGAAGAAGAUGACGGACUGCCUCCGGAAGUCUGUGAACCGUGCGUAGAGGCUAUAAAAUCUAUAGCACUUUUUGUCGAAAACGCAAAGGAGUGCGAUAGAAAAUUCAGAAGUGAAAUAAAAGUAAAAUCAAAUUUGAAUGAAUCUGCAAUUGAGAUUGAUCUUGUGAAUCCGGCUAACAACAGUGAUGCGGUUGAAACAGUAGACGAUGAUGAUAUUGAUAUAAAGUAUGAUUUUCAUUCAACAGAAUUAGUUGAUAUUGUAAUCGAGCCGUUGAACGUCGAAUUCAUUGAAGAUUCUGUCAAAGAUGGUUCUAGUUCUGAAUCAGAGAAAAGUGAUGUUCGCAAACGACCGAAGCGUACCACCGUAAAUCGUCGUUCGAAUCGCAAAAAACUAAAGAAGGAAUCAAGUUCUUCCGACGACGAUGUUGUGUAUGAUGAUGAGGCAUCACAGAGUUACAAAUCUACCGUGGAGCAAAAUUUUGACGAACUUGACGAAAUAGAAUCGGAGACUUACAACAUAAUCGAUGUUGGUGACAAAGUUGUAUGUUGUGGAUGUUACCGUUUUUUCGAUACUUUCGAUGACCUUGAACGCCACGGAAUAGCAGUACAUCAAGAACCAAAGCAAAAAAAGCAUUAUAAAAUCAAUCACAGCAAACCAGUUACGUGCAAGUAUUGCUUUAAACGUUUUGAUCGCCACUGUCUUUGUAAGAAUCAUCGAAAACCUUAUAAAACUCUGAAGAAAGUGUACGAGUGUAGAAAAUGCCGUAAAAGAUUUAUAAACCCUGUAACGAGACGAAAUCAUGCACACAACCAUAUUCCGAUAGACAUACCGAUUCCGAAGUUCUUCACGGUUCCGAUGACAAGAUUGAAAAAGCAUGGCUUUCUAUGUUGCGUUCGCGGAUGUUACAGUUGUCAAAAAAGUGAAGAUGACCUGUUUGAGCACAUCAAGAGAGAUCACAAAAAUAUCAAGAUUGAUUUGACAGUAGACGCAAAUGAGAAACCGAUCCAAUGCGUAUUCUGUCACAGAAGCUUUGAAAACGAGGAAAGAUUAGCCGGGCAUCAACUUCACAGGUACUGUCAUACAAAUGGAAACAGAUUUCAUCACCAGUGCCACACGUGCGGAAAGAUUUGUCAAUCUUCGGAACAGCUCUCCGCUCAUGAAAAUCGACAUACAGGCGAAAAACCGUACGAGUGUGACAUAUGCAACAAGCGGUACUAUAGUGCAGCGGUACUGAAAGCUCAUAAACUAACUCACACUUUGGAUAAAAACCUAUCGUGCAAACUUUGCGGUAAAUCCUUCCGAAUGAAAUCAUUCCUUGAGAAUCACUACCGCACUCACAGUGCUGAAAAGCCGUUCGAGUGUAACUUUUGUAACAAGAGCUUCAGACAUAAAUCUUCUCUGUUUUCCCACAAGAGAAUUCACGACCCCGAAAACUACGAAAAAUGUACCGAAUGCGGUAAAGCCUUUGCUGAUCCUACUAACCUUAAACGGCACAUGGUAUCACACACCGGCUUCAAGCCUUACGGCUGUGACUAUUGCGAAAAACGGUUUAUGCGCCUGAAUGAACGAGCUGAGCAUAUCAGUCUUGCUCACGAAGGAGUUAUGCCGUACCGCUGUGAGAUGUGUGGUAUGACUUUCACCAACAAACGUACGUUCCAGAAGCAUGAACAUAAUUUGUAAUAAUCUUAGUAGCACGCAUUCUGGUGAACAGUAAAUAUAUGUUUGAUUGAGCACAUAAA
Molecule: messenger RNA, 1985 nt
Organism: Malaya genurostris
Lineage: Eukaryota; Metazoa; Arthropoda; Insecta; Diptera; Culicidae
Product: zinc finger protein 880-like
Exons: 2
Coding region: 112-1926 (604 amino acids)
Biological process (GO): regulation of transcription by RNA polymerase II
Cellular component (GO): nucleus
Molecular function (GO): RNA polymerase II transcription regulatory region sequence-specific DNA binding; DNA-binding transcription factor activity, RNA polymerase II-specific; zinc ion binding
Source: RefSeq, a predicted model, not a curated record